Molecule: messenger RNA, 2463 nt
Organism: Sabethes cyaneus
Lineage: Eukaryota; Metazoa; Arthropoda; Insecta; Diptera; Culicidae
Exons: 1
Coding region: 1-2463 (820 amino acids)
Biological process (GO): DNA integration
Molecular function (GO): nucleic acid binding
Source: RefSeq, a predicted model, not a curated record
AUGAUGUUCGACCCGCUUGGCUUUAUUUCGCAUUUUCUAAUGUACUUGAAGGUACUACUGCAGGAGAUCUGGAGAACCUCGGUUGAAUGGGAUACGCCGAUCGAAGAGCCACAGUUCCAGAAGUGGCUGAUGUGGUUGAAGGUUCUGCCGGAAGUCACCAACGUCCAGAUCCCUCGAUGUUACAGAUUAUCUACGUCUCUAGGGAGUAACGUUCAAAUGCACACGUUUGUCGACGCGAGUGAGAGUGGCUUUGCAGCGAUCGUGUAUCUCCGUUUCGAAGAAGGGGACUUGAUAGAAACCGCACUUGUCAGCACGAAAACGAGAGUUGCCCCGUUAAAAUUCCUCUCCAUUCCUCGUUCAGAGCUGCAAGCCAGCAUCUUAGGAGUUCGCUUAGCAAACAGCGUUGCCCAAUCGCUAUCUACGAAGAUAUCAGAGCGCUACUUCUGGACCGACUCCAGAGAUGUUCUAUGCUGGAUAAACUCUGAUCAUCGCCGGUACAGCCCAUUCGUGGCAUUUCGAGUGAGCGAGAUUCUGGAGACUACCGAUGCGAAGCAGUGGAGGUGGGUUCCAACGAAACAGAACGUGGCUGACGAAGGAACUAAAUGGACACGCCAUCCCGAUCUCAAUCCGUCCAGCCGCUGGUUUCAAGGACCAGAGUUUCUUCGGAAAUGUAAAGCAGAUUGGCCUACUACUCCUCGAUGUGGAACGACAGAUACGGAGCUGCGAGCUCACCUGUUAACGCACGCUCCCGCAACAGAACCUGUCAUUGACCCGCAGAACUUCUCAACGUGGACAACCAUGCUCCGAAGCACGGCGUACGUUUUUCGAUACAUAUUCAACUCAAAGCAGAUGAUCAGCACGAAUCAACGAAACGGUGGGCCGCUGACGCAGCAAGAAUUAAUUAGAGCUGAAAGUUUUCUUCAUCGUCUCGCCCAGCAGAGCGAAUACGCUGACGAAAUUGCUACUCUCUACGGUAAUCGCCUGAGUGGAACUGAGGUGAAGUCCAUCCCAAAGAACAGCUCUAUCGCCUACUUCUGUCCUUUCCUUGAUGAAAAGGACCAGUUGAGAGUUCGUGGCCGGACCGGUGCAUGCCCGUCGAUCAACUACGACGCAGUCAAUCCUAUCAUCCUUCCAGGCAAACACCGCAUCACUCGUCUGAUACUGCUCUACUACCAUCGCAAGUACCACCACCAGAACCAUAACACUGUCCUCAACGAGGUUAGACAGCGGUACAGGAUCCCCCGCCUCAAGUCAGUCUACAAUACAAUUCGGAAACAAUGCCAGAAAUGCAUGAACGAAGCGGCAACUCCACGACCGCCAGCCAUGAGCGACUUGCCACCAGCACGUCUGGCCGCCUACUCACGUCCGUUUACACACAUGGGAGUGGAUUAUUUCGGCCCGAUCUUGGUUUCCGCAAACCGUAAAACAGAAAAACGCUGGGUGCUGAUAGCUACCUGUCUGACCAUCCGUGCCAUACACUUGCAAAUUUCACACACACUCAGUACCGAUUCCUGCAUUCUGGCUUUACGUAACGUCAUAGGUAGGAGGGGUACACCGGCAGUCAUCUAUAGUGACCAAGGGACCAAUUUUCGUGGUGCUAGUAAGGAACUGAAGGCUGCUCUCGAAAGUCUGGAUCGGGAACGCCUGAUGACCGAGUUCACUACUACCCACACUAGCUGGAGUUUCAACCCACCAGCCUCCCCGCAUAUGGGCGGAGCGUGGGAACGUCUAAUCCGCACAGUCAAACAGAAUCUCUGUAAGCUACUGUCGAAUCGCCCGAUCUCCUACGAGAUCCUGGAAAACGCGCUGAUAGAAGUGGAGAGUAUAAUCAAUUCGCGACCACUGACCAGUAUACCUUUGGAAGACGACGACUCGCCCGUGCUCACCCCAAACGACUUUUUGCUAGGCUCGUCUAGUGGAUUGAAGCCAUGGGUACAUCUCGACGACAACCCUACAAUGCUUCGAAACUGUUGGCGGCUCUCCCAAGCUUUGGCCAACCAAUUCUGGAAACAAUGGAUACGCGACUAUCUACCAUCGAUCACUCGCAGAACCAAAUGGCUCGAACCAGCGAGACCCAUUAAGACCGGUGACAUCGUAAUAAUUGCUGAUCCGAACUUCCCGCGAAACUGCUGGCCAAAAGGACGGGUUAUAGCCACGAAACCAGGAGUAGACGGUCAAGUGAGAUGGGCAACAAUUCAGACCGCCAGCGGCAUCUACGAGCGUCCAGCCGUGAAGCUCGCUGUUCUAGACGUGGGCGUCUGUCAGCAUACGCCUCAGGAUGACCAUCGGCGUAUUCCGGGGGGGAAUGUUGAUCCCGCCACGUCCAAUGAUCCGCCGAGCCCCAAUGCUCCUAUUGCUACUAACGCUCAUGCGUCAACUCAGCUACACCCAUGCCCCAAUAAAGGGAUCGUCGAUGGAGCUAAUGGUCAAAAGAAAGUCACCAAAGCAGAGAAACGUCAAUAG